AUGAAUAUUAAUUAAUAAUUAUAUUAUACAGAUACACAUAAAGAUAAUUGUUAUCCAUAUUCAUAUGCAUUGAUUUUAGUGCAUGGUAAUAUUACCUCUUCUUAACAUUGGUUUAAAUUUAUAUAAGAAAUUCAAAAAAGAGAUCAAGAUAAAUAAAUAAGAAUUAUUAAUCUAGAUUAAAAAGGAUUUGGAUAUUCAUAACUACAAAAUAAUAGUAUUGAUGAUAUCAAAGAUCUGACUACAGAAAUUCAUAAUUUAAUAUUAUCUUUAUUUAAAAAAGAAGAAAUAUCUUAAAAAGUCAUAUUAUGUGGAUGGUCCUUAGGGGGAGCAGUGUGUUUACAAUUAGCUAGUGAUAAAAGUGAAUACUAUCAUAAAUUAAUACUAGUAGCCAGUGCAGGUUGUCAUGGAAACCAUUUGUAUAUGGAGGAUGAAGAAGGUAAAUAAUUAUCAAUUAAAUGCUAAACUAAAUAAUAAAUAAUGGAUCAUUCAAAAAUAAAACACAAUCUCAUGAAAAUUAAAUAAAAUGAUUACAAUUACUUUUAUCAUGUAUUUAAAAAAGCAUUGUUCAACAGUGGAAGAUAUCCAAGCGAUCUUGAAUUACUUGAAUUACUAAAAGAUGUUUUUAAGCAAUCAAAUUAUGUUGAUGUUGCAUGGGCUUUAUAAAAGUUUGAUAUUACUCAUUAAGUUAAUAAAAUUAAAGGUCCUGUCUUUUUAUAUCACGGUUAGCUUGACAGAAUAUGUCCUAUUUCAGAUGCUUAUGUAAUAAAUUUUAUUAGGUUUUAUAGACUAACAUUCAUUUUAUUGGUAAAAAUAAAUGUACAAUUGUUGUUCAUCAAGAUGUUAGCCAUAUGCCUCCUCUUGAAGUACCUGAAGAUUUAGCUGUGCAUAUCAUAAAUUAUUUGUAUUCAUUAAAAUGA
Molecule: messenger RNA, 917 nt
Organism: Paramecium primaurelia
Lineage: Eukaryota; Ciliophora; Oligohymenophorea; Peniculida; Parameciidae
Source: the annotation of a GenBank genome assembly